UUGACGGAUGAGUAGUCCAAUCUGACAAUAAAAAAAACAUUCUGAAAGUGCAGUUCGGACUUUUCAAACACGCAUGGAAAAAUAAAAACUUAAUCUAAAUUUCGUGGAUUUACCAAUUUUUGGAAGUUAUGCAUCCAUCGCUGGACAACAUUCAGCUAUUAUUAGAUGCUGCAGAUACCAUUUCACAUCGGUUGGAUAAUAAUGUCGAUCAUGGUGAUGUGAUUGUGAAUGCUUCGAGCUAUCUCAGCCCGCAUUAUCCUCUGAAAAAAAAUUUACCUACGUAUAACUUCGAGCGAAAUGUUACUUCGAAGAAAAUUUCGAAAGGUAAUCAUUGGCAAAGACAGCAUUUUGGAUCGUCCAACAAUGAUCACAAUUCAACUUUACGAACAAAAGGAUCGGCUCGACGGUCACUUAAUUUCCAACAUAUUACUGCCGAGUUCCAUCGUAACAACGAAAGGUACGAACGUAGCACACAAGUUUCCUCUCAACGUUAUGAUGGUGUUGGCUUUGCGGAUGAUCGUACGUCAAAUUGGGUAGAGGAGCAUGUCCACAUACAAAACAACGAAUAUGAAAUAGUAAAAGCAUCUAUCUGUGGUAAAAUGUACUGUGUGGCUACACGAUAAGUUAUAUUUAUUAUAGAUUUCAU
Molecule: messenger RNA, 646 nt
Organism: Malaya genurostris
Lineage: Eukaryota; Metazoa; Arthropoda; Insecta; Diptera; Culicidae
Exons: 3
Coding region: 129-623 (164 amino acids)
Source: RefSeq, a predicted model, not a curated record